Molecule: messenger RNA, 880 nt
Organism: Drosophila innubila
Lineage: Eukaryota; Metazoa; Arthropoda; Insecta; Diptera; Drosophilidae
Exons: 3
Coding region: 486-818 (110 amino acids)
Source: RefSeq, a predicted model, not a curated record
UUGUUAGAUAUAAAAUCUAUGAAAUAUUCUAAAACUUUCGCAGUUUAGCCGCUUAAAGCAACUGAGCCAAACGGGGAUUUUUUUUAAUGCGCCUUACACUAAUUUUGGUAAUUUGCUUGGGAAUGGUUGCCAUUUCGUACUCAUGGCCUCCAGUACCAGAUGAACGUGAUGCAGAUGCUGAAUUGGAUAAUGCCUGGGAUUUAUACCCGGGGCUGACUGAAAGAUCCUAUGAAUAAAAUAUCUAUAGGGACUUUUAAUCAACUUAUGACUAAUGAAUUAUGCAAGAUGCUAACCUAAUGCGUGUUUACUUAUACAUCAUAGUUAAUAUUAAUCAUGUUUUUGAGUUUAAAAUAAAACAAUUAUUUUGGUAAAACGUGCAAUAAGUUGGUUCCUAUUGAAUUCCGUCAAAAAUCACGUAGAUUGUCACUUAUAAAGUUCAAGAUUCGUUCAGUUUCAAUUCAGUUGUUUUGGGUCAAGUGUUGACAAUGUUUCUAGCCAAGUUCUUAUCAGUAUUUCUUAUCUGCUGUGCGCUUGUACAAGCACUUCCUUUGGACGAUUUUAGCAGUGAAGAUGAUCGUAUUAAUGAAAUCAGCUCUGAACUCGAUCGUAAGCCGUUUAUUCCCAAUGUCGAACGGAUUUUUAGCAGUGCUGAAAUACAAACUCCAACGAAACUCGGCGAAAAGAAUCGGAAUAAGAUAAACAGAAAUGGUGAAGAUACCACUAAGAGUUCCAAACAUGCUCAUGGCAUGAUCACAUCGAUGCUAAGCUUUGUCAGUAGUGUACUUAACUUUGGCAAAACAAUUAUACGUAAUGAAUAAUCAAUUUAUUUGAAGAAUGUUCAAUUAUAUGUUAAGAAUAAAAGCCAUAAUAAUAAUAACAA